CGGUUGGCGUGCAAGUACGCAUUCGUCCGCCACUCAAAACAAACACAUUUAUUUAUACUCUUGUUUUGUAUGUGCGUGGUGCUAUGUGGGGUUCAGUGCAUAUGCUUCAUGUAAUGUCUAGUAUAAUAUCGUGUCUCCGGCUUAUCGUGCGCAGUUAAUUUCUAUAAUCGUCGGGAGGGAGAGAUGAUUUCCCCUACUGCAUUGGUAAAAAGGGUGGGGGUGGGCGGUCGUCUCGUCCCAUUCUUCAAAUGUGUCUGCGUGUAUUUCCUGGCCAUGGGCGCGGGUGGGAGCGAUCCAUCCUUGAUCGGCGUGGCAACAAAAUGCGCUCCGAUACUUUGCCUGCUACUCGUCGUGGUUCUACACCAUGGAUCCUUGCCUUAUGAGAAAGGUUGGUACGCGCGACGGAUCGCGGCCGGUCUGGCUCUAUCAGCCCUGGGUGAUGCCUUCCUCGUCUGGCCGCAGCACUUCAUCGCGGGCAUGGCGGCCUUUGCGGCUGCCCACAUAUCCUACAUAUCAGCUUUCCGGUUCACGCCGCUCGCGAAGCCAUUAGCUCCUAUCGUCUACUCGGGUUGCGGGUACUACAUGACCUUGAUAACUCCGCCUGAUGGAUUGAAGGUGUUGGUACCGGUGUACGGAAUUUUAUUGAGUACAAUGGCAUGGAGGGGCCUGGCCAGGGGUCGGGCGGCGGCUGUCGGUGCUGUACUGUUCCUAAUAUCUGAUGCUAUACUGGGGUACAGCCUAUUUGGAGGACCGGUUCCUUACAAACAAGUACUGGUGAUGUCGACGUACUACCUGGGACAGCUUGGGAUAGCACUGAGCGCACUGGAUGCGCGGACCACGACGGAUCAAACAAGUUAAUUUUUUUCGAAAACUGCUCUUCUGUAGAUUAUGAGGAAUGGUUUAUUGACUAGUUAAGACCCCAAGUGAGAAAGAACGCGCCAAGUAUCAAGAUUAUUAAAUCGGACUGUCUUCCUUCAGAACGAGUGCGAGGAUGAGUUAUAUCUGAAGUUCAAUUAAUAAUUGGAAAUGUUUUAAUACGCUUUUAUUAGCUUCAGACGUAUAUGUGUUAGUAUGUAACGGAAUCUUUGAACAUGAUUUUGAUCCCUUUCAAAACGUUGGAUUAACUCGA
Molecule: messenger RNA, 1129 nt
Organism: Bombyx mandarina (wild silkworm)
Lineage: Eukaryota; Metazoa; Arthropoda; Insecta; Lepidoptera; Bombycidae
Product: lysoplasmalogenase TMEM86B
Cellular component (GO): membrane
Molecular function (GO): hydrolase activity
Source: RefSeq, a predicted model, not a curated record